AUGUUAGGUGUGGCUGUCAUGCCAUUAUUAUGUCAGUCUACAUCUUUCAGCUCUAUGCAGGAAAAUGAUUUUUACCGUCUGAGCAGGAUGGCUUCAAAGGACACUGAAAACCCAGAAAAGAUUGCUCUCUCGUCCCCUGGCUCUGAGACGGUGCUACGGCAGGGUCUACUCUUCGGCAAGCUGCCUCACAUGAAGGAUUGGACAUUGUACAACCUCCAAGUUACCCCCACCCACCUACACAUCCUGGAUGAGAAUAUACGAAGUUUGAAGCUUGAAAGCUCAGGCAUGAUGGUGGGAGAGGAUACAAAGAACAAGAGGGAGUUUUGCUUCUACCUCUUCAAAUUAGGACAUGGAAAGCACACAUUUAUGUGUGACAGUCCUAGUGACAGAAACUCUUGGAUUUCUCAGCUACAGAGUGUUAUUGAUGACAAGAACAAAAACAUAGUGAAGAAGGAUCUUGACAUAUUAUCAUCUAAUACGCCUGACCGCUCCACGUUUGAACGAGGGGGGAGCACUAUUAUCGGCAAAUCUACUACCAAUCUUCAGACACGUGUACGUGCAUGGAAAUCAUCAGUGGUAAAGUUCUUUCAAGCCAAUGAUGUAAAGGAGGUCAAGAUAGCUGAGAGGCGUAUACAUAGUUGCCCUACAGUCAAGAUUUAUUCUGCCCCUAUGAAGAUGAGUAGCUCUAGUUUCCCUGUGAGUGGGGACGGUCAGUUUGUGAGGGGCGGAGAAUUUUUCAAAAGAAGUGAUGGUAUGUAUGAGAGACUCCCUUUACAAGAACGUCUGAAGAAGCAGCAGAAGAGAUCACGAGAAGAAUCUGCCAGAGCAGAUCGACUACCUCAUCAGGACGACCUCCUGGAUAAGAGGAACAGUGGGUUUGGCUCAUUUAUUAAGACAGCCACUAAGACCCCGGUACCACUACUCAUACCUAAGAGAAAGCCGUUAACUGAAGACAGGUAUGGACUGAUUAACCUGAUUCAGGCAGAGAAAGACUAUCUGGGAAGUCUUGAGCGACUUAUCAGUGGCUACCUGAAAGAGAUGCAGAGUCCCAAUCUUCCAGACUCACUCAAGGGGAAAGAGAAACUCAUCUUCGGGAAUAUUCAAGAAGUGUACGAGUUCAGCAAGAUGUUCCUUGGUCUGUUGGAAGAGAGCAGUGGUUCUGUGGAGAAAACUGCCAGCUGUUUUGUAGAACAGGCCCAUCAGUUACAGUCGGUGUAUACAGAAUACUGUGCGAAUGUGCCAAGGUCAAGGUUCACUAUCCAAAGGAGCGAAGAAACUUUUUUUAUGGAAGUGCAAACCAGGCUCAAUGAACAAGUUGACAUAUAUUCCAUCCUUCUGGUGCCCAUGGAGAGAUUCCUUAGUUACUCUGAUGUACUCGGUACAAUGCAAAAAGCAGCAAAGACGGCUCAACUGGACACUCCUAUUCUGACAAAGGCUCACUCACUAAUGGUGGACAUUAGAAGAAAAGCUAAUAACACUUACACCCUUAAUAUAAUUCGUGGCUAUGAUGGAAACAUUCACUCUGGAGAGCUGAUAGAACACGAUCUUUUCAAUGUUAAGGAGCACUCUCUAACAACAAAGCAGUAUUACGUGUUCCUACAAGAGAAGGAAAUUAUCUUUACAGAACCACCAAAUGCUGAUGGAUGUGAAUUUAAAUUUGCACUAGAAAUGCAAAAUGUGUGGCUGAGAGAGAACUGUGUAGAGACUCAGAAGGUUGGCAUUGCCGAUUAUCCUAUUGAUCCACUUGGUUUUUCCCUGGGUACAGGAUCGGUGGAAUCUCAAGGAUUGUUCUACGUCUUAAUUGCAACCUCCGCUGAGGAGAAGGAACAAUGGGUGCAGAGUAUCAAAGGGAUUCUCAAAAAGCAAUCCGAGCUGCUCCAAGGUACAGCAGAAGAACAAGAGUACACGAGGAAACUAGACAAGCUUAUGAAUUCCAAAGAAAAGAUUGAUCUUCAUUAUCUCAAGAUGUACUUCAUAGGUCCAUCCGGUCUCGGCAAGACAACCACUCGCAAACGUCUAACGGGAUUUUUCACGAACCUCGAAUCAAUACCGGAGGAGAAACGUGAGCGAUGCAGCACCUACCUUGCUGAGUGUACUCAAGCUCUGGCUGUGGUUGGGGAUUCUCCCCUUAAUUUGUUUCUCAAGACCUCUGAGACCCUUGACGAAGAAGCCCAACUCAUAUUUUUGUACUUGUAUGGAAGCAAAGUGAGUGAAGCAGCUAAAGAAAUUGAAUCCACUAUCACAAAAAAGAUCCAUAAAUCGUCAACUUCUGCUCAGUUAAAGAAAACGCCUGUACACCCAAACCCGAGUGCACACACUGUGAAAAAUAUGAAAUCCCCAUUUGAGAAAGAGGAAGUGAAAGAAGAGGAGGAUAAGAAAGAAAAAGAAGUUCAAAUCAUUACGGUUGAUGUUGAUCAGGUCAUCAGCAGGCUGCGGUCAAUUGUAGGCUCAGGCAAGUACGUCGAGCAACUGCUAGGCAAAGUGUUGAUCAAUAUUGUCGACAUUGGAGGCCAGCCUGGCUUCAUAGAGAUGUUUCCAUUCCUGAGCAAAGGCCCGGGGAUUUUUUUGACCUUCUUUCCUUUGGACAAAGAUCUCGAUGACCCUUGUGAGGUAUCAUACGAACGUGAUGGCGAGAAGAUUACUCCGUACAAAUCAUCGUACACCAUUCGACAAACUGUCUCACAAAUCCUCUCUGCUAUCAACCACUACGGCACUGUUGAUUCAGACAUAGACCAAGAGCUCUCUCUUAGAAUCGGCAAGCUUGGUUUGGCUAAACCAGUUGCUUCACUCAUUGGCACUUUCAAAGACAAGCUUGAAACACAGGUCAAAACUGAAAUCCUCUUUGAAAAGCUAGCUACUGAGGAUGUGGGAACUGACAAAAGUGUCAUCGAAGAAGCGAUCAAGCAUGCUUUGAACAAAGACUCACAGUCUGACAAUCAGGAAGAUACCACAAGUAGCCUUCAGAAAGCUGUCAAUGAACACCUUGUUUCCGAAAAUUUCAAAGAAGAAGUCAAACAACGUUUAGAACAGAACCUACAAGAGAAGAACGAAGCACUCAGAACAAUUGCCUGCAACUUUGAGCAUUUGCUCUCCGCCCCAACAGAUGAGCAACACUUUAUAGCUGUUGACAAUUUCGGCGGCCUGGACGAUGACAUCAACCCACUUAGAGAGCAUCUUCAAGACAUAUUUCAGAGCUUCUUCAGUAACGCUAAACUACCAAUUCAUCCAUCUCAGCUUCUUCUCGGAGUUGUGCUGAGAAAGGAGUAUGACAUCGUUUCAAUGGAGGACUGCAUUCGGAUCGGCCAAGCACUUAACAUGUCAGAGGAGGAUGUGCGAUUCACUGUGUGGUACUUGGAUCGUUAUGUGGGGGCAUUGAUAUACCAUCCUGAAAUCAAAGACAAGUGGUUCAAGGGCUAUGUCAUCUGCAGUCCACAGGUUGUUUUGACAGUACCAGCAUUCUUGUUGUCGAGUCACUACUGGAGGUUCAUUCCCAAUCAAAAAGUUUGCGUCGCAUCCGAUUCACGAAAGCUGAAAGGAGGAACUGGACAGAGAAGGGGCAGUUUUCAAUGGGAACUAUCGAGCGAUGCCAUUCCGAGGAGAGCAAGAAGAAAGUACGAGAAGGCAAGCUAAUUCCUGUUGACAAGCUUCUUAAGUUACUUGAGCAUUCGCAUCUACUGGCACCGAUCACAGUGAGGAAGCCAGGAAGCGAAGUGGUAGAAACCCUGUACUUCAUUCCCGCCAUCUUGGAGUGUGCUUCAUCUAAGGAGCUUCAGACACC
Messenger RNA from Halichondria panicea, 3778 nucleotides. RefSeq lists its product as uncharacterized. Bases 1 to 3630 code for a protein of 1209 amino acids. The record is from RefSeq and is a predicted model, not a curated record. Lineage: Eukaryota; Metazoa; Porifera; Demospongiae; Suberitida; Halichondriidae. The transcript is spliced from 14 exons. Gene Ontology annotation, cellular component: cytoplasm; extrinsic component of membrane. Gene Ontology annotation, molecular function: guanyl-nucleotide exchange factor activity.